AUGCUAUUACUUGUCAUCUUCUUGAAAAGAGUCUUUAACUCUGAUACUACUUUGUUGGAAAGAAAUUUUGGAGGUUGGAGGAAAUUUGAAGAGAGAAUUGAGAAAGAGGCACUUCGAAGUUUGGGGAAUAAUCAAUUCGUCAGAGGACUCGGUGUAGAUGGAAAAACAGACUGUCUUAAUGCUUGUGAGAAAAAUAUUGUUGAUGGGGCCAAGAUUGAAGUAGUUGAAAUUUAUGAUGAGAAACCAUUGGUAUUGGCUUCUUCACAUGGGAAGAAAUUGAAAGAUUCUGAUGAUAAAGUUAGUGUCAAAUUGUCUGUUGAAGAUACUGUCACUAACGUUUGGAGUAAUACAAUGACUGAAAAACUUGGUGUUAAAACACCAUUUGAAGGUCGAAUUGAAGUUUCAGCAAACUUAGAAGGAACAGGGAUGUGGAGAGAAACAACUCAAAUGAAGUCUUUAAUGGAGAUUACUCAUGAUGUGAUUGUGCCUAAACGAUUGAAACUCAAAGCAAGUAUAUUUGGUACACAAGGUACUUGCGAUAUUCCUUUCUCUUAUACUCAUAAGGACGAACUUUUUAAUGGAAGAACUGUUAUUCGUCGUCUUCAUGAUGGCCUUUUCACUGGGAUUAAUUGUUAUAACUUCAAGUUUGUGGCAGAGCAAGAAUCAUUGUGA
Molecule: messenger RNA, 672 nt
Organism: Benincasa hispida (wax gourd)
Lineage: Eukaryota; Viridiplantae; Streptophyta; Magnoliopsida; Cucurbitales; Cucurbitaceae
Source: RefSeq, a predicted model, not a curated record